Molecule: messenger RNA, 3577 nt
Organism: Mycetomoellerius zeteki
Lineage: Eukaryota; Metazoa; Arthropoda; Insecta; Hymenoptera; Formicidae
Product: hippocampus abundant transcript 1 protein
Exons: 7
Coding region: 1641-3257 (538 amino acids)
Biological process (GO): transmembrane transport
Cellular component (GO): membrane
Molecular function (GO): transmembrane transporter activity
Source: RefSeq, a predicted model, not a curated record
UCGUCAAGCGGUGACGUUGGGGAGGGGAUGAGGAACCAGUUGGAGGAGCAGUUGCGAUGCGGAGGUUUGAUUCCCCGCGUGAACCGUCCCGCGCGACGUGAAUGGACCGCGCGAGGGAUUGACGGCGCGUCGAAGGGUCUCGGCUGGAAAUAUGUGAUCGUCCGAGAUCUCGCUGUAGCAGCCGUCGUUACGCGAACGACCGACGUGGUUUCCAAGAAUAGAGAUACGAGACAGAGGGUGAACAAGGAGAGGGGGGGGUGAGAGAGAGGGAAAGAAAGGGAGGAAAGAGACUCCGUCCGCGGCGCAAAGCCGCUCCGGUCGCACGAGAAGACUCCCCGGACCGCCCGGACGUCGAUCGUCGCGCGUUGCCGACCUGCAGGGAGACCUGCGUGGAGUGCCGAGUGCCCCGUCGCCGACCUAGCGUCCCCGCGGAUCUCUGUGACGUCACGCGCGUCGCGAUCAGAUCAAGGCCGCGCGCGCGAGCGGUCGACCCCCCGAGCUCGGGGAAGCGAGCGUCCCGACGAUAUCGUUCACCUCGUGCUCUCCUCCCAUUUAUCAUGAGGGAGAAUUUCUGUUUCACGCAAAGAGAGAUAGAAAAGGAAACGACAUUUAGCAAUGCGUGAAAAAUACCAAUCGGCUUUUCCAAGCUUUACGUCGGGGCUGUAACUCCUUUACUUUACUCUUCGGAUCUCGUAACUUGCCAAGAAAUCUAAUAACGCCACUGAUCUGGCACUGUACGCGAGACAGCGUUACAGGACUAAUUAUGUCGUAUGACUCGAUAAUCAUGGAAUUAUUUUUAAGAAAUAUAUAAAUAACAUACGCGCACAUUGAGAGUGAAUGGAUUUUAAGAGGAUGCCGUGGAAGAUUGCGCUAGCUUGAGUCUUGCACUGCCAUAAUAAAGUUCAAAACGUUGACAACCGAUUGUCAGAAAGAUUGAUUAUGUCACGUUCUCGUAAAUAUAAUUGCAAACGAGGAAGCGCAGAGUGACAGCAGAGUGACUUAUUGUAUCUCACGAUUGAAUAAUAUUUCUUACUUAAACCACAACAAAGCAGAGUGUACAUAAGGAGGCGUGUAAAUAAUAUUUGCAAAAAUAAUAAUAAUAAAGUAAAUAGAUGUAAAAGAGGACAGUUUUAUCGAAGCGAUAUAAAUCGUUAAUCAAAGUUUUGUAUUAACAGACAUUAUCGAUAAUAGACAUGAGAAAUAAAUAUAUAGUGAAGACAGAUAUACCGCUUCGUUGUAACAAUCUCGUUUGUAAUGCAAAUGUAACGUCGGCAAAUCAAACGGUCAUCACAAUAUGACUGAAGAGACUAUUUAUAAAAUAAUUAGAAUAAGAUGUAGUAGAAUGCAUACACAAUACAUGCAUUUCAGUCAUGGUGCGAUAUCUUAUCUAUUUUAGAUGUUACGUUAAAAAAGCUAUGAAAAAGCAUGCGGACUUGACGAUCCAAGCAAACGAGCUACAAAUAAUAUUGAGUCACAAAUUAAAAUUUAAUACAGAAUUGUGGAAACAGUGCGCUAUUAUGACAUUAAGAGAAGAUUGUCUAUCUUUUUAUCGUAUACUUGUAAGCGGAAUGACGACAAAAGUAUCGAUUAAAACGUGAGAAUAUGAGAGGAAAUAUAUAUAGCGACAUUUUUUAGGGGUCAUGCCCCCUGGGGCAAGCAGUGGAACAGAGGGCUUGGGCCCGACCUGUUCUGAAAUACAUAACAAUCAAGAUCAUGCCACAGCCAAACUCACACCUCCCCCUACAUUCGUUCAACAAUGCUACAGACACCUCAAGAGUUCUGGUGUUGGCGAAGCGAGCGUCUAUCAUGCAUUGGUUGUAAUAUUUCUGGAAUUCUUCGCAUGGGGACUAUUAACCAUGCCUAUUAUUAGGGUACUGAACGAAACAUUUCCGGAUCACACGUUCCUGAUGAAUGGCUUGAUAAUAGGAAUCAAAGGAAUCUUGUCUUUUCUUUCUGCGCCACUGAUUGGUGCUCUCUCUGACGUAUGGGGUCGAAAAUUUUUUUUACUUAUCACAGUGGCCUUUACAUGCGCACCAAUUCCCCUAAUGAGCAUUAAUACAUGGUGGUUUUUUGCCAUGAUUUCUAUCAGUGGCGUAUUCGCUUGCACAUUCUCAGUGGUGUUUGCAUACGUUGCGGAUGUAACGGAAGAAAAUCAAAGAUCACUAGCAUAUGGUUUGGUAUCAGCAACUUUUGCAGCAAGUAUGGUAAUAAGUCCAGCUCUGGGUGCUUAUAUUAUGAAAACUUAUGGAGAAAAUCUUGCCGUAGCAUUAGCAACAGCUAUCGCAGUCUUGGAUGUGUUUUUCAUAUUAGUGGCUGUACCUGAAAGUUUGCCUGAAAAGACACGUCCACCAGCACCUAUAUCAUGGGAGCAAGCUGAUCCAUUUGCUGCUCUUGGAAAGGUUGGAAAAGACCAUACUAUUUUAAUGCUGUGUGUUACUGUGUUCCUGAGUUACCUCCCUGAAGCAGGACAAUAUAGUUGUAUAUUCGUUUACUUAAAAUUGGCUAUGGGUUUCUCUAAUCUCAUGGUAGCAAUAUUUAUCGCCGUGGUGGGCAUCCUGAGUGUGGGAGCGCAGAUUGUAUUAGGACCCUUAAUGAGAACACUCGGCAGCAAACAUACUAUAAUGCUCGGUCUGUUAUUUGAAAUGUUACAGCUUAUGUGGUAUGGAUUCGGCUCACAAACAUGGAUGAUGUGGGCUGCUGGAGUACUUGCUUCUGUAUCAAGCAUUACGUACCCUGCGAUUUCCGCAUUCGUAUCCAUGCAUUCUGAUGCUGAUAAACAAGGAUUAGUGCAAGGUAUGGUAACUGGGAUGCGUGGUCUCUGCAAUGGACUUGGACCUGCUAUGUUCGGUGUCAUAUUCUACCUUUUUCAUGUUGAUCUUAACGACGACACGCCCAAUCUCCCUUUAAAACCGUCGUUUGUAGACGAAAACAACAGAACGGGAACUAGUACACAUCUUGACAUAAUGCCUCAGGUACAUACAUUAUAUCUGCAGCUUGUACCAGGGCCACCGUUCGUAUUUGGUGCGUUACUUGUGAUCUGCGCGCUACUAGUAGCCGCAUUUAUUCCCGAAUCAAAUACUAUGUCAACAGGAUCGUUGCAUCACCCAUCCACUUCCCGGAGGCCCUCCGGUAAAUACGCAUAUCAGAAAUGUUUGUCCUUGGACGUUCAAUAUGAAGCAGACCGAGUAGGAAGUGGAAGAGGAAAGAUCGGUCCGCUAUCACCACUAGUCGACAAUUGUAACUCCGCCGCGCUAUAAUGUCUAUUGAAAAAUGUAAGACAAACCAUAUAGUACACGACGAGAAUACUUUAGCCAAGCGGUAAAGUUUCACCCUUAAUCAGAGGUGAAGAGAUCGUUACUAUGAAAUACACCUGAUUCGAUCAGGCGACUGUAAUAGAGUUGUCUAUAUUGUAUUAUACUAUUUGUUUAAGACAGUAACUAAGCUUGAUUUUAGGACUUAUCGAUGGAACUUAAUGUUUAGGUUGUGACAAACAAUUUGUACAAGCAGUGCUUGUGCGAUAAUACCGUGGGUUGAUCUCAGAGUCGAGUAUAAUCAUACUACAAGCGUGUUGUGUUGC